AUGGCGGCUCGCGCGCCCCCCGCCGCACCUGCGGCGGAGGACCCUGGGGGUCCGGCCGGACCCCUACGCAGGAAGAAGUCCCGCUCCGGUCCGUCCGGCCUCCGCCGCGCCUUCAGCUGGCUGUGGGGCAAGAAGCGCAAGAAGAAGGCAGCGGGGGCCGAGGGCGCCGAACCAGCCGCCCCCCGGGCCAAGAAGGCAGACGACAAGGGCAGGAAGGCAAAGGGCAGAGGCCGAGGCUCUGCCACGGCUGAGAGUGACAAACGUCUAAGUGCAGGGCCUGUCGUGAAUGAGCAGCAGGACAAUGUCUUCUUCCCCAGUGGGCGACCGCCUCACUUGGAGGAGCUGCACACGCAGGCCCAGGAGGGGCUCCGUUCCCUACAGCACCAAGAAAAACAGAAGCUGAACAAGGGCAGCUGGGACCAUGGAGACACCCAGAGCAUCCAGUCCUCCCGGACGGCACCAGAUGAAGACAGUGUCUCCUUCUGCAGCCAGACCACAUCCUACACGUCUGAGAGCUCCACAGCAGAGGAUGCACUCUCCAUCCGCUCAGAGAUGAUCCAGCGCAAAGGCUCCACCUUCCGACCCCAUGACUCAUUUCCCAAAUCAUCCGGAAAGUCAGGGCGGCGGCAGCGAGAGCGGCGAAGCACAGUGCUGGGAUUGCCGCAGCAUGUGCAGAAGGAACUUGGCCUGCGGAAUAAGCAUGAGGCACCAGGUACUCCUCGGCCUUCUGGUCCCCGGGAUGCUGUACGCAUUCCCACAGUGGAUGGCCACCCAGCAGGCCUGGCCUCAGGGACAGGGGUCCGGGUGUCUCUGCAGGCACUGGAGGUGGAGGCAGAAGCCAGUGCCGAGGCUGAGGCCAUGCUGCAGCACCACAUCGACCGCAUCUACCGGGAUGAUACCCUUAUUGGCCGGUCCACAGGGGCCCGGCCCCCACCACUGACCCGGCCCAUGUCCCUGGCAGUGCCCGGGCUGACGGGAGGGGUGGGGCCUCCAGAAUCCCUAAGCCCAGCCAUGUCCAUCUCGCCCCAGGCCACCUACCUAUCAAAGCUGAUCCCACAUGCAGUGCUGCCACCCACAGUGGAUGUGGUGGCCCUGGGCCGCUGCAGCCUGCGCACACUGAGCCGCUGCAGCCUGCUCUCGGCCAGCCCGGCCUCCAUCCGCUCGCUGGGCUGUUUCUUCUCAGCCUCAAGUCCAAGGCCCCGCAGCCGCCACCCUUCCUCCUCCAGCGACACCUGGAGCCACUCUCAAUCGUCUGAGACCAUUGUGUCUGACGGCUCCACCCUGUCCUCUAAGGGUGGCUCUGAGGGCCGGCCAGAGGGCUCUGUGGCUGGCGCUAGUGUGGCAGCCCCUCCCCAGGGGGGCAGUGGGAGGGGCUCUCCCAGUGGGGGCAGCACUGCUGAGGCCUCAGACACAGGCAGCAUUCGGAGCAGUGGGCAGUUGUCUGGCCGGAGCGUGUCCUUGCGUAAGCUGAAGCGGCCCCCACCGCCCCCCCGCCGGACCUACUCGCUCCAUCAGCGGGGCUCAGUGGCCCCUGAUGGGCCCUUGGGGUUGCCGCCCAAGGCUGAGCGGAAGCAGCAGCCACAGCUGCCUCGGCCUCCCACCACUGGUGGGUCAGAAGGGGUGAGGGCAGCACCCUGUCCAUCCAAUUCAGCAUGCAGCUGGGUGCCUGGCUUAUCUCCAGCUGGCUCCCGGCGUCCCCCACGCUCCCCAGAACGGACACUCUCACCCUCUAGUGGAUAUUCGAGCCAAAGUGGUACCCCUACCCUUCCUCCCAAGGGUCUGACAGGUGCCCCGGCAUCCCCCGGCAAGGCCCAGCCCCCUAAGCCAGAGCGGGUCACUUCCCUGCGAUCUCCUGGGGUCUCCGUCUCCUCCUCCCUCACUUCUCUGUGUUCCUCCUCCUCCGACCCAGCCCCCUCAGACCGAUCUGGUUCACACAUGUCGACCACCCUGGGUGACAGGUUCAUCAUACCUCCUCACCCCAAGGUGCCUGCCCCCUUCUCCCCACCCCCCUUUAAGCCCAAGACCCCCAACCAGGCUGCCCCUGCUCUGGCUCCUGGGCCUGUCUCUACCACUGAUGCCAGUCCUGAGUCCCCUCCCAUUCCCCAGACAUCUCCGACCCCACCACAGGAGUCUCCUGUGGUCUCCAAAGACCAGUCACCCCCACCAUCCCCACCCCCAUCUUACCAUCCACCCCCACCUCCCACUAAGAAGCCAGAGGUGGUUGAGGAGGCCCCGUCUGCCCCAGAGACUGCUGAGGAGCCCCUCCAAGAUCCCAGCUGGCCCCCACCCCCACCACCCGCGCCUGUGGAGCAGGACCUGUCCAUGGCUGACUUCCCCCCACCUGAGGAGGCUUUUUUCUCUCUGACGGGUUCUGAGCCUGCAGGCCCUUCAGAACUCCCGGAGCCUGCCAGUCCCUUGGCCACCUUGCCCCCCGCAGCCACUGUCUCUUCCCACAGCCAGCCUCAUGGUGCCCCAGAGCCUCCAGCUCCCCCAGCCCCACCUUCUGCUAGUUCUGCCCCAGGGCCUCUGGCCAAGUUUCCUCAGAAGGAACCAGUGGGCUGCAGCAAGAGCAGUGGGGCCUCCAGGGAGGACUCCGGUGCACCCCUGGUCACGCCCUCGCUCCUGCAGAUGGUGCGGCUGCGCUCUGUGGGCACGCCCACAGGGGUUUCAACCCCAGCGUUGGGGCCACCGGCCCCCCAGAAACCACUACGAAGGGCCCUGUCUGGGCGGGCCAGCCCAGCCCCUGCUCCCUCAGGGCUCCAUGCUGCCAUCCAGCUCAAGGCCUCCAGUCUGGCUACCAGUGAGGGCCUCGUAGGUGCCCAGCCCAAUGGACCACCUGAAGCUGAGCCACAGCCUCCCCAGUCCCCUGCCUCUACAGCCAGCUUCAUCUUCUCCAAGGGCACUAAGAAGCUGCAGCUAGAGAGGCCUGUGUCACCUGAGUCCCAGGCUGACCUCCAGCGGAAUCUGGUGGCCGAACUUCGGAGCAUCUCUGAGCAACGGCCGUCCCAGGCCCCAAAGAAGCCACCUAAGGCUCCCCCACCUGUGGCCCGCAAGCCCUAUGUGGGAGUUCCCCCACCUGCCUCUCCUAGCUUUCCUCGGGCUGAGCCCCUUACUGCUCCUCCCACCAAUGGGCUCCUUCAUGCUGAGAACAGGACUAAAGGGGAACUGGCGGAGAAUGGAGGCGUUGUGCAGCUGGUGGGCCCAGAGGAACAGAGGCAGGGCCUGCCGGGCUCAGACCCACAGAAAGAGCUGGUCUGACACGUCACUGGCACUGCUGACCCAGCCCAGGAACACAAUCUCUCAGGGACCUGAGCAGCUCCAAGGACGAGAGGACUUGGCAGACACAACCUAAUAGAGAGGAAGCCUGCAGCCUUAACCUCCACGACCUUCGAUAUUUAUGCAAGCCUGGUAUUGAUCCCUGCCCUCCAAGUCACCCAGUUCUCAUGCCUUUUCCCAAAUGGAUUCACCUCUGCAGUUGCCACUUCAGUCUUGGCCUUAUCCUCAUCUGGAAGGAGGUAGCUGGUAGGAGUAGGUGGCUGCGCCCCCUGCUAGUCCUGAGGCCACAGAAUUGGGAUCAGAAUACCUCGCUUGAGUUUUUCUUUCCCCCCCAUUUUUCCAUGUCUGAAUGAGCUCAGAGCCACGCACAUACUG
Molecule: messenger RNA, 3651 nt
Organism: Trichechus manatus latirostris (Florida manatee)
Lineage: Eukaryota; Metazoa; Chordata; Mammalia; Sirenia; Trichechidae
Gene: NHSL3
Product: NHS like 3
Exons: 7
Coding region: 1-3258 (1085 amino acids)
Biological process (GO): cell differentiation
Source: RefSeq, a predicted model, not a curated record